Molecule: messenger RNA, 1197 nt
Organism: Brenthis ino (lesser marbled fritillary)
Lineage: Eukaryota; Metazoa; Arthropoda; Insecta; Lepidoptera; Nymphalidae
Source: the annotation of a GenBank genome assembly
AUGGAUUCUGAGAGUCGGAGUGAGUCGGCCUUAAACAGCCCGACGGAGCCAGAUGUCUCUCUCGCCGCAUCCCUCACCGACCCCUUGGAGGCGCACACCCUUGACGAAGCUCGGAGGACCAUCCGAGAUCUCCGAAUGAAAUAUCGAGCACAAGCUCAUCAACUUCUAACAUGGCGUCGAGCGCAUCGCACCCAGGAGGAACUAGUCUCGCGCCUGCAACGAGAGAAAGCCGAGCAACUCAAGUCUUUAUCCAGCCAGCUCCUCUUAUUCGAAUCUCGACUGGUUCGCAAACAGAAGGAGAUCACCAACAUGUUCGCGCUCAGGGAAACGAUUAUCAUGAAACAGCAGAAGGUAAUCGAAACCCUCCACUCUAAAUUACUCGAUAAUGGUAUCGAUACAUCACAAACUAUACCAGAUUUUAGAGAUAUGUUACAAGACACACAUAUCACGGGCGACUUUGAUUCCCUAAACGAUUCCGAUUCAGCAGUUAUUAUGGAAGAUGUCGAUUCUGACUGCAGUAAUCUGCCCCACGUGCCAAGGUUUAGAUCAACUAACCCAGAUAGCGUUACGAUAGUUCGAUCGAUUUCAGAUGCUAUUGAUCCCAAUCUUAAAUAUAGUGUUGUCAGGCGUUCUAAUGGAUUCCUCAGGAGGCCAGAAAUUCUGGAAACAGUUUAUAGCGUGGAAGAGGAGGCAGAUGGUGAUUCAACUAAAGGCUUGAGUGCACAAAAUAGCACAGAAAAAGAACUGAAGGACGCGAACAAAACUGACGAACAAAAAUAUAAUGAAACCAGCCUUCUAGCUCAAAGAAGAGACAAUUUCCGAAUGCGAAGCAUCGUUUUAACAGCUGAAGUGAAAAGCAUAGACAACGAUAAAGACAUCAAACCGAAGGGUAGUGAUGUGUGGUCCUAUAGCUAUGUGCCAAAAAGAAUGAUGCCUCCCAACGAUUCUGAUGAGGAGGUUACUUCGAAUCCAGAAAGCGAUGAGGGAGAAGCGGAGACUAAGUCAAACCAUGUAGUAACAUACAAUAGAGUCAUGUCCAACCAUAGGAACGUGACAAAGCCUAAAGACGUCAAGUAUAAGAGGAUAAAUAAAGCCAAAUCGAAAAGCCUAGAAGAGUUGCGCGGAAGAUUAAAGAACUGGGUGGAGAAAGGUAACAAACUGUCAGAUAUACCGCUAGAACAUGCGCAGAGUUAUGCC